Messenger RNA from Hemibagrus wyckioides, 2284 nucleotides. It is a transcript of the gene rxfp3.3b, whose product is annotated as relaxin family peptide receptor 3.3b. NCBI's taxonomy places the organism in Eukaryota, Metazoa, Chordata, Actinopteri, Siluriformes, Bagridae. Gene Ontology annotation, molecular function: G protein-coupled receptor activity. The transcript is spliced from 2 exons. Bases 339 to 1508 code for a protein of 389 amino acids. Gene Ontology annotation, biological process: G protein-coupled receptor signaling pathway; immune response. The record is from RefSeq and is a predicted model, not a curated record. Gene Ontology annotation, cellular component: membrane.
AAUCACUAAGGGUCGAAGUACAUCGUCUGGGUCAUAAGAAACACAGUGCUCUGCUCAUAUGAAAACUGCAAUAAAAGGAAAUACACCCGAACCCUCCCACCCUAACCCAUGCUGCUGCUGUUCAAGUGUCGCUUGUGCAUUAUUUUUGACCGCCUGCUGCAUUUGGUGGGCGCGCGCGCGCACGUUAGGGUGUCGAGCGCAAUAAAGCAGUAGCCGCACAGGAGAGAAACCCGAAUAUCCAGCAACUGCCCAAUAUACGAACUUGACCACGAGGAAAGCUGUAGACUGAAAUAUGCAGCCGCUGAAGAACACGAAAGGAAACCAGCCUGUACGGUGAUAUGCCCCUCGCUCACAGACUGGCGCGGAUGGAGACGAUGGCAGAGUCUGAGAACGUGAGUUUCUCCAACUUUACCAGGCUGGAGAAUGUCGGCGCUGCGAGUAACUUUCAUGCGCUGCGCUUCUUGAUGUCGCUCGUCUACUCGUUUGUGUGCGCCGUGGGUCUGGUUGGCAACGUGCUGGUUUUUUACCUGAUGAGGUCUCGGCAGGGAAGGAGGUCGUCCACGAUCAACCUGUUCAUCCUGAACUUGGCGGCUACAGACUUCCAGUUUGUGCUGGUCUUGCCAUUCUGGGCUGUGGAAACCGCGCGUGAUUUCAGCUGGCCGUUCGGCCACGUCAUGUGCAAAGUGGUACUCUCUGUCACGGUGAUGAACAUGUACGCGAGCGUGUUCUUCCUCACGGCCAUGAGCAUCACGCGCUACUGGGCAGUGGCGUCCGCGCUGAAGGACCGCAGUCAUCACUGUGUCUCCUCGGGCCGCUGGGCGAGCGCGCUGCUUUGGCUCUUCGCCACAAUCGCCACAACACCCACCAUCAUCUACUCCACAGAGAAGGAAGUGUUCGGGGAAAACCUGUGCUUAAUAAGUUUCCCAGGUGGCAACCACUGGCUCGGCUUGUACCACUUGCAAAAAGUUUUAAUCGGCUUCGUUUUCCCUAUGCUGAUUGUGUGCGUGUGUUACGUGCUGCUCCUGCGCUUUUUAAUCCUUCGCAGCAUGAACAACAACCUUCCCAGGCGGAAAUCGAGGGUCACUCGAUCAGUUACAGUCGUAGUGCUCUCGUUUUUCAUCUGCUGGAUGCCAAACCAAGCCGUGACUUUUUGGGGCGUCCUGGUGAAACUGGACGUCUUGCAAUUUGACCAAACGUACUACAUGGUCCAAACGUACUUUUUCCCAGUGACUGCUUGCCUGGCGCACGCCAACAGUUGCUUGAACCCUGUCUUGUACUGCCUUACGAGAAGGGAGUUUAGGAAAAUGCUCAAAGACUUGUUUUGGAGGAUUUCCUCUCCGUCGAUGUCUAACAGCUGCCAGAUUCGCCCGUUCUCGGGCAGUGUGAAAGGAGAGCGCGAGGACAGCCAGGCAGUUAUUCCACUCAAUGUAGUAGAAAACGAGCAGUACAGACUGUCUUUGUUUAAUGCUCAGUGCGACACCAUCCCCACAGCUCAUGGCUCGCUAUGAAGGCAAAAAAGAAAGACAAAAGGAUUGCAAUGAAAUUACAAUUGUACAGUUUGGCUACCAAGUCAUGUAGUGGUGAAGUAUUGAAUUAACGCUUCGUUUUCUUCAAAAUGUACAUUAGAUCCUCUUUAGAGGAGCAGUCCAUACAGCCAAUUAACACACGCAUGUACAUAAUUAACACAUAACAGUGUAAAGGCUUUUAUUAAAGUAACCCGUGCAGUGCGCAUUUGUGUUCACUCUGACAUGUAUAAAAUGCUUAUUGCUGCUUUAACACAUUAGAUGUUAACUCAAAAGCUUGGCUUCUUGGCUGUUAUCAGAAAAUGCUUAAUAUGUAUAUCCUUUGCAUUUUCCCCAGUGGUACACACACACACACACACACAGAACCUGUUUUGGUGUACAGUGAAAUCUGUUUUGGUGUACAGUGAAAUGUUAAUAAACCUGUUCUUGAACUCAGAGCUGUUGUUUACAUUACAUUUGUAUUUGGAGGAAACGUUUACUAACUAAAUCUGCCAAACAAUUAUAUUCAGUGUUGUGUAAAUGUCCAAGCAUAUUAAUGUCCUAGUGAUUACAAUCUAAAUAGACCUAAAUUCCUUAAUUUAUCGUUUGUAAUAUAUAUGAAAUAUAUUCUUCACUCUUUAAACUUCUGCCUUGAAAAUCUUGUGUCAUAAAAUAUGCAUAUAUUCUUAUUAAUCUGAUGGUUCUGCCCCGAGGGAAAUGAAUGUACACACUCUGACUAGGCUUCUGAUUGUAAUGUGAGUAAUAAAGUCUUAUCUUAUCGA